Messenger RNA from Schizophyllum commune H4-8, 1823 nucleotides. RefSeq lists its product as uncharacterized. NCBI's taxonomy places the organism in Eukaryota, Fungi, Basidiomycota, Agaricomycetes, Agaricales, Schizophyllaceae. The transcript is spliced from 6 exons. The record is from RefSeq and is a predicted model, not a curated record. Bases 402 to 1562 code for a protein of 386 amino acids.
GUUCGAUGCUAUCGCUCGUCAAAACCUUCCUUAGAGGCCUCUGUAACGUCUGAACGUCGAGGAGGACCGUCCGCUGGCCAUUGUACGCAUGCGGGAUGGGCUGAUCUCUGAUUGGAUAACAUGUCGUCGUGGAGACGUGUGCUUGGUACCCGACUUCUGGGUGAUCAAGGAGGCAAUAAUAUAAAAGCCUCACGUAUCGGGGUCACCAUCCUACUCCCCCUUCCCUCCCUUCGUUUCAACGUCGUUUCGUUCUUCUAUUUCGUCUUUCUUCUCCGUUCUUUUUUGCAGCUGUGCUGCCUGGCUCAUCAACUCUUUCUCUCUUCGCCAGUCCCGAGCUCCGCGCCGUUCACGCUCUUUCAUUGACUUCCGAGAAGUCCCGCUCAUUUCGCGUAUUUUACAUCAUGAAGCUUUCGAUUAUUCUCCUUGCCCUCCUUCCUGCCCUCGGCCAGGUCGCCGCGUCGGACCUGGGCGUCGAUAGCGGUCGCGCCGUCCGUCCCCGUCAGUUCGGCGGCGGGCAAUUCGGCGGCGGCUUUGGGGGUGGGUUCGGUGGUGGGAACAAUGGUGCCAACAACGCCGGCAACAAUGGUGGUAACAACGGUGGUAACAACGGCAAUAACGAUAAGAGCAACGGUAACAACAACAACAAUAACAACAAUGGCGGAAACAACAACAAUGGCAGUGCCGACGAUUCGUUAACGUUGGACCCCUCGGUCGUCUCGGAUGGCUUUGCACAGGACGGUAACAAUCCUCCGGCGGACGGGCAGGCCGCGUCGCUCACGUCGAAGAACAACUUCAUCAACUUCUGCGUCGGCCAGACCCUCACCAACGGCCAGCAGAUCGAGUCGGGCUCAUGUAACACGGCACCCAUCGGCCAGAUCCCCUCGACCGACAACAUGCCCUCCUCCAAGUUCGUCUUCCCGAAGAACGGCGACACCAUCGAGGCGAACCAGGCCUUUACGAUGCAGAUGGCGAUCAAGAACAUGAAGACGGGCACGUUCGUCAACCCGGACACGAACUACUUCGCGGCGCCCCAGCAGCUCGUUGGCGGCCAGAUCGACGGUCACUCGCACGUCGUCAUUGAGAAGCUGGACAGCAUGGACCAGACCACGCCCACUGACCCGAAGAAGUUCGCGUUCUUCAAGGGUUUGAACGAGGCAGCGAAGAACGGUGUUCUGACCGCCGACGUGACGGAUGGGUUGCCUGAGGGUGUCUACCGCAUGGGCUCCAUCAACGCUGCCGCCAACCAUCAGCCCGUCAUCGUGCCCGUCGCCCAGCAUGGUAUGCUGGACGACAUCGUGUACUUCACUGUCAAGAAGGGUGCCGGGAACGGUGCCAACAAUGGCGGGAACACCGGCAACCAGAACAACGGUGGUAACAAUGGUGGUAACAACGGGGCCAACAAUGGCGGCAACAACGGGGGCAACAAUGGCGGUAACAACGGUGGGAACAACGGCGCCAACAACGGCGGCUUCGGUGGCUUCGGCGGCGGAGGCUUCAACAACGGUUUCGGCGGCGGCUUCGGCGGUUUCGUCAAGACCGAUAAGUUCUCAAGAGAGGACUAAGUACCUUACCGCGCCGUCCCGAUCUCUAAUCCUGCCAUGACCAUGCCCGUUCCCCGCCUGUAUUCCGCUUCUUUUGCAUACCCGCCUGCUCGCCAUGGACGUUAUUGUUGACCAUGAACUUUCGGACAUUUGCUUUCGUAUUCCUUGUUGUACGCCGGCGACAGCUUCAUGUGUAUUUUUUACUCGAUUUUCUUUACAAUGGCGCGGAUCGGUGAAUAGAUAAUGAGUCAGCCAGCCUUGGGCGGGUUGAAUUUCGAACCA